Agelaius phoeniceus (red-winged blackbird) is the source of this 2514-nucleotide messenger RNA. The record is from RefSeq and is a predicted model, not a curated record. Lineage: Eukaryota; Metazoa; Chordata; Aves; Passeriformes; Icteridae.
AUGCAGGAAGAGCUCCAAAAAGUGAAGGAGUAUUUGAUAAAUACAAUCUCACACCUUCAAGAGGCAGAAAAUAAAUUUUAUGCUGCAAGCUGCAGACAAGAUGGUGAUUCUCAGAACCAGACUGGUGAAAAUGCUUCUGGAGAAACAGAUGUGCAUUGUUCAGAAGGAGAAGCAACAGACUCUGUGCAAGCAUCUUCCAGUUCCAGACAGCAAUUCCAAAGAACUCCUUUUCUGAACAAGACAGAAAGUCAAAAUGUCAAUCAAACCCACAGAAGUGAAAUUAAAACUGUAAUUGCAUCCUUAGCUGAAAACAAAUCUGCUCAAGAACAAGACACCAGCAGAGAGUCUCCAAUGAAAAAGGAAGAUGGUGAACACCAACUACUGAUUGUUCUUACAGAGAAAAAAGAGUGCAGUGGAAAACUUCAUGGAGGUAGCUCUGUUACUAAAAAGCCACCAGACCUGGCUUUUCAGGAUGCUCUUACAAGCAAUGAGGAAGACAUUCUGUCUGGGACAUUGAAGGACAUUUAUGACAGAAGCACCAUGAAUUCUUUUGAACAGAAAAAAAAGGAAGUAGUCAGGGACAAUUUAAAAGAAAAAAAUAAUGAGAUUUUUAGAAAUUACCUAGGUACCUUCACUUCUUCAGCACAAACUUAUGGUAUUCCUGAUGUGAAUCCUUCUGUGAGUGAUUCAGGAGAAGUACAAAAAUCUAGAUAUUGGAUGAACAAAGAAUUUCUAGUCAAAGGGAGUGGAAAAAAAACCCUAGAAAUAGCUUGUUUUAUUAAAGCCCCUGCAACUGUUCUGGAGAAUCUGAAGUGUAAUAUACUCAAUGACACUAGUUCCUUGGUGGUGGAUGAUUCUGAGGAGCUGGUCAGCAAUGUCAUCAGUAUGGAAUGUUAUGAUUAUGAAAAACCACUUUUCCCUAUCAACAUUGCAAUCCCUUUUACAUCAUGCUUCAGAGGAAAUUAUUGGGAGAUUAUGGUAAAGGUGACUGAUACCAACUUCCAGUCAAACUACUUAACUCAUAUUUCUUUGCAAGGAUAGCAAGGAAACCAUAAGGAAAGCUUUGCAGAAGUAAAAAUUUAUUAUCUGGGUGUUUUUUCUGUGUUGUCAUGCUUAAAGAAGGAAACAUUUACUGUUCCAAAGGUAGGACUCUAACAAAAGCUGAACGUGGAUUCUAGAAUCUCUCUGUACCAUCCAGAAACAUUCAGUUCUCUGGCACCUAUGCAGUUAAAGAUUCAGCCAACUGAGCCAUCAAUUUCAGCAUUGAAAGCAAGACAUUAUAUGUAUCAUUCAGUGAUAUCUAUGAGUGCACUGGUUCAUGUCCAGCAUCCUUCAUCCCAACCUUUUAAAGCUGUCACUAUUACUCUACCCUGUUCUCCAAACCCAGGCAAAAAAAGGCAAGGAGAUGAGACAGAAGAUGCAAGAGCUAUUAGUGCUAUAGUAAAGAGGGUUGCUGCAGCAUACCAUCCUCAGGCUGUGAGCACUUCUGUGAGAAAAAGUGAGGACAAUCUCAGUGAUACUUUGAAAUUAUUAGGUCAUGGAAACAAAGAAGAGGGGUGGAAGCUGUUUGAUGAUGUUAUUAUCCAGAAUGCACAGAAUGGGCUUAUAUCUUUUGAACUAAAUGAGCAUUUAGAAAGCUUUGUGGUCAUUCACCUUGCAUUCCUUUGGGAAAACAGGUAUCUUCUCCUCUUUUCUCAGGCUCUGGAAGAAGCUCUCCAUAGCCCGAUGGCUAAUGUGAUACUGUAUCAGAAAAGAGAAAACCCAUAUAAAAUAGUAGUUUUGCUGUCUGCAUCCAGAGAAUUGACCAACGAACUUCAAAAUCUUCAUCAGGAGGGUUAUUUUGGUCCCCCAGAACCUACACAGCAGUUCCCAUUAAGACAAGGAGAGCAGAUUCAUUUUAGAUUUAGAGGAAAUAUUUCUGCUUCAGGGAAUGGAGAAGCCUUCAGGAAAGUCUACAAACAUUUUCAUUCACAAAGACAACCAAGGCUGGAGCUCCAAAUUAAAGAAGUGGAUGAAUUUGGUAACCACAGUUCACCUCAUUACAAAGGAACAGCAGUGUUUUAUAAAAUUACCAGAGAAAUGAUACCAAAGAAAUGGGAACAAACCUUACCAUAUGAUGAAUAUCAACACCAGUCUCCACUGUGCAAAUUAGCAUUAACAUUGCCAAAGCAUGAAAAAUUGAUCCUCAUCCAUGAAUCUUACUUCACUAAUUUUUGCCCUUCAGAGGCCCUAUGGGACAAGUUGCUGUUCUGGCUUGCAGAAGAGCUUGCAGAAGAUAAUACAUCAUUGUUUGCUUUAUGUUUAUCUGUUCGAUGGAGCGUGCUUCAGCUUGUUAGGCUGAAGUGCCCUGAUAAUUUAACACACCAGAUGUAUGAGCUGCUUUGCUGCUGCAAAAAGACCCUUCCAAAGUCAGCUGAUAAACAGCAGCUCUUGGCUCGCUAUUUGCAGAAGAGUGGCAGAAGUGAUCUUUCAGAAGAACUUCAUUUAAAGUGGCAAAAUAAGGUGUUCACCUGA